Molecule: messenger RNA, 1620 nt
Organism: Juglans regia (Persian walnut)
Lineage: Eukaryota; Viridiplantae; Streptophyta; Magnoliopsida; Fagales; Juglandaceae
Exons: 4
Coding region: 1-1620 (539 amino acids)
Molecular function (GO): RNA-DNA hybrid ribonuclease activity; nucleic acid binding
Source: RefSeq, a predicted model, not a curated record
AUGAGGGAGGGGGAGUUUAUUCCUAGUUCUGCAGAAAAAGAUGUUUAUGAUGGACCUGCGGAAGAGGUAUGUCUGGAAGAUGGGUCGAUGUCUGAUCCGGAGCCUGAGAAAUGUGCGGAAGUUUUUUUGCAGGAGAAGGAAUAUCACUCGGCUGCCGAAGAUGAAGUUGUUAAGCGUAAAUAUCAAAAGAGGCAGUUUGAGAAGAUCCGUAGUUCUAGGCGGAGUGUGGUUAAAAUCUAUAGUUUCAUGCGGUUAUUGAGAUUUGAUGAGGCGAUAUCAAAUGAGACUGAUGGUGGUAAAAUCUGGGUGUUUUGGAAAAAUGAAUUGGAUGUGCAGGUGGUUCGCUUGAGUUCGCAGUUUGUGUCAUUAUGCAUUACCGAAGGAAGUAGUCAUUUCUUGGGUAAUUUUAUUUAUGCAAAGUGUAAUAGGCUUGAACGAAAACUGCUUUGGGAGGAGUUGAAUUCGGAUAGAAUGGGUGUGGAGCCAUGUUUGUUUGCUGGGGAUUUCAAUGUAAUUCGGUCGAAUAUUGAGAGAUGUGGUGGGCGUCCGAGGAAUAGAGUUGCAAUUGAUGAGUUUAAUGGAUGGAUUCAUCAGGGUGGGUUGUUAGAAAUAAAUUCACAAGGUGGUAAGUUUACAUGGUGUAAUGGUCAGCAAGGAUUAUCUAGAGCUUGGGUAAAGCUGGAUAGAGUUUUACUUGAUGCAAAUUUUCUAUCUCUUUUUCCGACUGCUCACUGUUUGUAUCUUCCUAGGACUACAUCGGACCAUUGUCCUAUGGUAAUAGAAUUUUUAAGUGAUCCUUUCUCUUAUGGUCCACCUCCAUUUCGUUUUCAGCAAAUGUGGGUUGAGCAUCCGGAUUUUAUGACUCUUGUUCAAAAGGUUUGGGCUGAAUCGGUUAUAGGUUCGGGGCUGUUUAAAUUAGCUACUAAACUUAAAAAACUUAAGGUGGCGUUGCGUGUAUGGAACAAGAGUGUAUUUGGGAGAACUAAUACUCAGAUGGCUAUUCUUGAAGAUAAGAUUGAGAAUCUGGAAAAUUUGUUGCAGAGAGGUUGGGAUGAUGAUAUUGAAAGGGAAUUAGUAAGGAGUUCUAAUGAGUUGUCUUCUUGGAGGCGUAGGGAGGAUAUUAGAUUGGCACAAAUGGCUAAAAUCAAGUGGAGAAUGGAUGGUGAUAGGAAUACAAAAUUUUUUCAUGUGUGGUUAUCUAAUAAAAAGCAUAGGAAAAUUCAUCAGUUAAGAAUCUUGAAUGGGUUGGCGUUUAAUUCUCCGGAAGCAAUUCAUCUUGGAGCUGUUGAUUAUUCUUCUGAUUUUCUUCAAAGAUCUAAUCCGGUUAGGGAGAUGCCUGAUUUAUCUAGUUUAAUUUCGUCGGUUAUUAAUGAUGAGGAUUGUGUCCGGCUUUGUGGGAUUCCUUCGUUGGUUGAAGUGAAAGAGGCUCUAUCAACUAUUCCUAUUAAUAGUUCCCCGGAUGGGAGUAGUCUGGGUAAUCCUGGUUGUUUAGGGGUGGGCGGUAUCAUUAGGAAUGAUCGUGGUCUUAUGGUUUAUGCUUUUAAUUCUUCUAUUGGUAUCGGUACAAGUAAUAGAGCGGAGUUGUUAGCUGUUCUUCAGGGGCUCAAAGCAUGUUUGUAA